Molecule: messenger RNA, 2378 nt
Organism: Protopterus annectens (West African lungfish)
Lineage: Eukaryota; Metazoa; Chordata; Ceratodontiformes; Protopteridae
Gene: SIRAL1
Product: family with sequence similarity 118 member B
Exons: 8
Coding region: 662-1699 (345 amino acids)
Source: RefSeq, a predicted model, not a curated record
AUCUUGCGCAGUGAUAUUUCUAGAAAUCUUAUACCAGCAUUAUUGUUGGUGAGCAAUCUUGCAGUAAAUGAUUUACACACUACGAUUACUUUUACGUUUAUACGAAGCCAGCGUUUAAAAGAGGGACCAAAUCCUCUUGAAAUCACAGCAAUUGACUGGAUUGUCCUAUCGCACAGGUACUAAAUUUCGGGCACUCAGAUUGGUACGUGAUACUACUAGUGCUAUGUAUGAUAGAUUGCGCCGAAAUGUAGCCACUACUAUCGCUGGAAAAAAUAAAAAGAUGGAUGUUUGAUUGCGUUGCACUGCCAGUAAGUCGCAGUGAUGGGUAAACAGCACACUGGGGUUUAAGACUCAGUCAAAUUGUGAUGCUUUUCCAGUGUUAAACCCUCUCUUCCCGCCCCAGUUAUCACAGUCAGAUGCUAUCCACUCUGCAAGCAGUGCUGCUGUAUGUCCUUUGUGGCCACCGUAGGCUGGCACUGCUCCAAGUGACUGCUUGCCCAGCCGUCUACUACCUAGUUACUCUACCCUAAGUUGCGUGAGUUACCUGAAGACAGUGUGUUCAAAGCAGCUAAUUUACAAACAGAAACCAUUUUAGACGUUCGGUGUGAUUUUACUGGAUGAAGGAAUAAAAGCGUGGGCACAAAAUUGGAUUUGGCACUGAAUGGCCUCAAUGGGAACUUUAAAUUCAGAUGAAAAUUCAGCCCUGGAUGGAGCACCUUCAGCUAAGAAGCCCAGAAAGCUACUACCAAGCUUGAAGACAAAGCGUCCUGAUGAGCUAGUGCUGAUGAUUGGGACUGGCAUUAGCGCAGCUGUUGCACCUCAAGUUCCAGCUCUGAAAUCCUGGAAAGGGUUAAUCCAAGCUCUCUUGGAUGCUGCUAAUGACUUUGAUCUGCUAGAAGACGAAGAAUGCAAAAAGUUCCAGAAAAGUCUGCGGGAGGAUAAGAAUCUUGUUCAUGUUGCCCAUGACCUCAUACAGAAGCUUUCUCCGCGUACCAGCAAUGUCCGCUCAACAUUUUUUAAAGACUGCUUAUAUGAAGUGUUUGACAACUUGGAGUCUAAGAUGGAAGAUGAUGGGAAACACUUACUCCAGUCAGUCCUUCAGCUUAUGGAAAAUGGAGCCCUUGUCUUAACGACUAACUUUGACAACCUUUUAGAAAUUUAUGCAGCUCAUCAAGGAAAGCAGUUGGAGUCACUUGACUUGACAGAUGAGAAGAAGGUAAUGGAGUGGGCUCAGGAAAAGAGGAGGCUGAGUGUAUUACACAUCCAUGGAGUAUACACGAAUCCCAGUGGAAUAGUCUUGCAUCCAGCAGGUUACCAGAAUGUGCUACGGAACAUUGAAGUUAUGCGGGAGAUUCAGAAGCUGUAUGAAAACAAGUCAUUCCUUUUUUUGGGAUGUGGACGGACAGUAGAUGACACCACUUUUCAGGCACUAUUUUUGGAAGCUGUCAAACACAAAUCUGACCUGGAACAUUUCAUGCUAGUAAGGAGAGAAGAUGUGGAUGGAUUUAAAAAACUUCGGGAAGACAUGCUAGACAAGGGAAUUAAAGUAAUUUCUUAUGGAGAACAGUACUCUGACCUACCAGAAUACUUCAAGAGGCUAGUAGAUGAAAUAUGUUCAAGAGCAGGUACACACAGAAAUAUAUCCGAGAAGAAUGGGCCACUUUUACCAGAUCAACACAUAAAAGAUGGCAGAACAUGAGAGAACAUGAAAUCUCUGGUGAUGUGCCUGGUUGGAUCUAUCUCCGUGUUAACUUGGGGGAAAUGCAUUGAAGGCUAUAGCUGCCUUGUUGCUAAUGAAGACAAUGAAUGGAGGAGAAAGGAAAAAUGUUAACAUUAUACUGUGGCAUCUUGUUUACAGAACCGUGAAAGGAACGCAGUUUUCUUCAGACAAACGUCACAACCUUGUUGUUCAUUCUGAAUGUAAGCUUUUAGCCAUCGAGGAAGAAAAGGACAAGAUGUAAGAAGUCUGCCUGCUCUCCAAAUGUAAAAUAGUAUUUUUGAAACACUUUGCCUUUUGGCUUCUGUACUGGACAUUGUUUACAAACCACUUCUUGCAUCUUUAUUAAAAAAAGAAAGCUGUCAGUAACUUUCAACUCCUACAGCCAAAGUGUAAAAACUCAUGUUUCAACAUCUGACAGAGUUUAAAUUGCUAACUGCUGAGCUGUGACUGUGAAACGUUCACUUUCAGGGACAUUUUUAUUUUGAAGGAUUAUAUUUAGAAUUACAGGGCAUCAUUGCUACAUCUUUAUGUAACUUUAUCCAGGACUCUUGUUAAUCAAUUCAUGCCCAUUGAUAUUAAAUAUAUUUGUAUAUUGUGGAUGCCUGCACAUAUAUAAUUACAGUGUGUGUGUGUGUGUGUGUGUGUGUGUGUGUGUGUG